UUGACCGUUAUCUUGGACGAUCAAACGCGUUAACUAAUGGUCAACAUGCCACGUCAGCAUUCGGUCAUCAUAAAAAUUAUUAAAAUAUUCACAAUUUACACAUAUUUUCUAAUUUUGAAUUAUUACAAUUAAAACAAAAUUGAAACCCCCACCGGCUGCUCCCCUCCGUCUACUUCCCCAACCUCUUCUUCGAUUUUCGUUUUCCCAACUACCUCUUCCUCCUCUUUCCGAUUUCCCUAUUCUCAAGGUCUGUUGCCACUUUGAUUCUAGAACCUAAUUCGUUUCCUCUUUGAUUCUAAAACCCUAAUUACCAUUUGUAACGAACCAAUGUAUGGGUAGGGGGUUAAUUGUAAUACGAUUUAGUUUGGGGAGCAAUGUGUAAUUAGUGUGUCAUAUAAAUAGGGUUGUGAUGUAAGGAGAAAGUAUCGAAAAUCAAUUACAGAAAAUAUUUACCCUGCUCUUUUUCUUCCCUUUUAUCUGUAUUCUUCCUAUGUUCCCUUCUUCUUCCUCAACCUCUCAUUUCCUACACUUUCUCUUCCCUUUUUCCAGAACCCAAACAACUCGCGAAGACUAAUUCUUCCUCCCAGGGGUGACAAAUUGGUAUCAGAGCCUCUUCUUGGAAAAAUGACAACCACACAGAUUGACUAACAACUGCAUCUCUUCCCCAAUCGGAUCGUUGAAGCAGAAUCACCGGUUGGAGAUCGUGUCGCUUCUCUAGAAGAGCAACGGGCGUAGCAUACCAAUCAGUUACCGGACUUGGUAUCUCGCUCCGACGUCCACAACUAAACAAUUUGCAACUCUUUAACACAAUAUUGGACAUCAUGGCAACUCAAUCUGAAGCUCGCUUCGGGCAAUUCGGUCAGAUACAGAGAAACAUUCAAAAGAUACUACAGAGGAUGGAUCUCGGUCCAAACCAUCUAGAUAUGACCAUUGCAGGUGCGGUGGAGCCUUUGGUGGGCCAAAAGGUUCUUAACGAAAGCGUCCACAACCUGUUCGACGAAAUGAUGAGCAGAACAAGAGCUUGCUUUCUAUGAAUGGAGUUUCAAAUUCCAUGAUGUUGGGUGAAACAUCAGCAGCUUGCUCUCCGGUGAUACCUUCUGUCGUCGUUUCACCAAACGAUAACUUUCCCCUCAAAGAAUUUCCCUCCUUCAAUGGCGAUAAUGCUAGAACCGGUGAUACCUUAAGGCCAACAACAGGAAGCAACAAUUACAGUCAAAGGACACAACCACACAGGAGUUGAUUUUGCUGCACCAUUUCAGGGUUUGGUGAAGACAGAACCGAACGAGUUGUAUUCUGCAGAGUUGUAUCUUGCAGAUAGUGAUAUGGAGGAUUCUUGUGAAGUAUCAAAUAAUAAAGGGAUUGAUUUAGGUGACAACAACCAUAUGGACAAUGUGGAGCCAGCGCAUACAAGACUACAUGGUCAGUUUGAUAUUCCUGAUGUGACUGAGACCGAGAGUUCAGCUCAAUCAAGCUUGGUGGACCAGAAUGAGAACCAAGUAGCUUCUGUCAAUGUGGUUUUUGGAAUGGGAAAGUCAGUUUCUUUCACUGAAAAUUGGUUGGCUAACAAGGGCAGUGGAGAUAUGACAACAUCGAAUUCAUCUCAAGGACUCAUACACAUAUCCAACCUAGCCUUGAUUGAGAAGGGCUUGAGUGAUAUUCUUACUUCUCAAGCUGUGGAUGUGGCAGCAACUCAUUCUUUGCAAAAUGGUGAUAGAACAACUAUGGGGGCUAAGAUCAAUGUGGGGGUCGCAGUUAAGUUGCCAAAUGAUAAGCUAGAACGAAGUUCAAGAAAUGAUGGAAGUAGGGUGAUGGAGACUGUAAAUGGCUUGAUGGUGACUAGUUCUAUUGAUAGUUGGAAGAAGAUUAAUCGCCCCCUCUCUUCUAUUGUAUAAAUGUACAAGCUUAUGAGUGUUUUGCCAGCUUGCGGGGUGACAGAAGGUCUAAAAGAACCAAGUUCAGAGUUAGUUUCUUUUACUGAAAUUGCAAACAAGGAAGUAGUAGUUGCUGAAACUCAAGUGCAACAAAAGUUAGUUCAUUGU
Linum trigynum is the source of this 2039-nucleotide messenger RNA. The record is from the annotation of a GenBank genome assembly. Lineage: Eukaryota; Viridiplantae; Streptophyta; Magnoliopsida; Malpighiales; Linaceae.